Molecule: messenger RNA, 1491 nt
Organism: Didymodactylos carnosus
Lineage: Eukaryota; Metazoa; Rotifera; Eurotatoria; Philodinida; Philodinidae
Source: the annotation of a GenBank genome assembly
AUGAUCAUAAACAUCAGUAUAUCAACAAAACUAGCUUUAUCUGAUUGGAUCAUUAUUCUACUUACCAUUCAAUUAUUCACAUUUUAUCAAUACAAAUAUAAAAAUGAAGCAUAUCGUAUUAAAAAAAAACAUUUCAAACAAUUACCAAGAGCUGAACAAAUAUUUUGGACAACAUUAACUAAGAAUGAUUAUAAAGAGUUUGAUAAAAAUGAACGUUUAAAACUAAUUUUAAAACAUAAACAAAAUAUUAAAAAUCAUCUAUUAAAUUGGUCAAAAAUAUUAUACGAUUCAUUUAGACAUAAAUUAGUAACAUUAAAAGAACGUGAUAGAACAAUUAAUAUACCAAAACAAUACAAAUAUGAAGAAAAAAAAAAUUAUAAACCAAUUAAUAAUAAAAGACAAAUAACAAUAUUAGAAGCAACAACUGUUUUUGAUCAACCAAAAUUUUGUAUAAAUGAGGAACAAGUAAUAUUUCAUCCUGCUUGUCCAUUUAACAAUUGUAUAUGGAAAUGUAGUAGAGAGAGUACAACGAUUACACAAUCGGAUGCAUCAAUUUUUCAUUAUUCAGACAUAAAUCCAGAACGAAUACAAACAUUUCUUGAAAAACGAUCAAUCAAUGAAAUUUAUAUAUUAUGGAUAGAUGAAGCACAUAAAGAUGUUCAUCAUUUAGAUGAAUAUAAAUUUAAUUGGACAUUAAGUUUUCGUCAAGAUUCAGAAGUAUCAAUUGCAACAUACGGUCUGAUAAUAAAAUUAGAAAAGAAUAAAAAUCGUCAAUAUUUAAAUGAUAAAACAAUGAUUCCAUAUCUCUCAGAUAAACAAUCUAAAUUUUUUUUAAAUAGAUUACAUAAUUAUAGUUCAAUACCAAUAGAUAAAGAAUUAGAAUUUCGAAUUUUAAUUAAUUAUCGUUUUCGUGAAAAACAAGCACUAUGGUUUGUAUCAAAUUGUGAUCCAAAGAAACGUUUAGAAUAUUAUGAUCAUUUAAAGAAAUAUUUUACAAUCGAUGCCAGAGGUUUAUGUAUCGCAGAAUCUGGAACAAAUGAAAAAGAAGAUUCUCUGACUAAACAAUGUGGAAAAUCUGAACAAUGUGAGAAAGAUCAAAUGCAUUUAUCAAUGUUUUAUCUUGCAUUUGAAUCACAAUCGUGUACCGAUUAUAUUACCGAAAAAUUUUGGCGUGCACUUCAUCAUGGUAUGAUACCAAUUGUUAUGGGUCCAACAAAGCAACAAUAUUUAGAUUUAAAUAUUCCAUCAACAGCAUUUAUACACGUUGAUGAUUAUUCAUCACCAGAACAAUUGGCAAAUCGUUUACACGCAAUAUCACAAAAUUAUUUUGAAUAUCGAAAAUAUUUUUUAUGGCAGGUACAAUAUGCUAUUUUUUAUGAAACAGAAGAUUUGGAACCAUUACGAAUGUGUGAAUUAUGUAUAAAAUUAAAUUUAAAUACAAAACAUCGUUAUUAUGAAAAUUUAAACGAUUGGCAUAAUCAAGAAUGUUAA